This is a messenger RNA of Penicillium verhagenii, 930 nucleotides long. RefSeq lists its product as uncharacterized. Bases 1 to 930 code for a protein of 309 amino acids. The record is from RefSeq and is a predicted model, not a curated record. The transcript is spliced from 3 exons. Gene Ontology annotation, molecular function: copper ion binding; DNA-binding transcription factor activity, RNA polymerase II-specific; RNA polymerase II cis-regulatory region sequence-specific DNA binding. NCBI's taxonomy places the organism in Eukaryota, Fungi, Ascomycota, Eurotiomycetes, Eurotiales, Aspergillaceae. Gene Ontology annotation, cellular component: nucleus. Gene Ontology annotation, biological process: intracellular copper ion homeostasis; positive regulation of transcription by RNA polymerase II; intracellular iron ion homeostasis.
AUGCUUAUCGACGGUCAAAAGUGGGCGUGUGAAGCUUGCAUACGAGGUCACCGUGUGUCAAGCUGCAAACAUCAUGAUCGACCGUUGAUCCGCAUAAAGCGCAAAGGUCGCCCCUUCGCAACCUGCUCCAUCUGCAACUCAACCCCAUGCAAAUCCCCAACAGACCACGCGCGCCAGAAGCGCGAGUCAGAACUCAAACAUCCAAAAAAAGCUUCCCACGCUAGACUUUAUCCCCGGCAUCACAAUCCGCACGGGUUCCUGCCCAUUGCCCCGAGACCGAUCUCCGGGGCUACGAAACGGGACUCGGGGAGGGUCGAGAGAUCUGGUUCGCAGUCUACUACCUCGGCGGAUGAUUCGACAAAUUCUCAUUCCAAUUCAAAUCCAAAUUCAAAUAUGAAUACCGAGAGACGAAAUACUGGCGUUACGGAUCCCGGCGAAACUUAUGCGGUGGGAUAUUGGUCCGGCUCGGAGGAGGGAGCCUCUGGGAAUGAGUCAUCUGGUCGAACAAGGUCUGGUGCUGGUCUUGUUGCUGCUGGGAGUACUGCUGCUACCAGUCAGAGUGAUAGGCCUGCUCAGAACCUUUCAAGUCCGGUUUCCAGAACGGGAACAACAACGUCUGUGAUGGAUCCCUCUGUGAUAGGGAACACCAUCUUUGAUCCCAUGUAUUCCCUGCUUCCUCCUUCGUCUGUUGCACUGACGCAAUCCGGUUCCUCGUUGGUCAGUCCGCUCGAUGGGGCUAAUCCCUUUGAUUUCCCCUUGGAUCCUUCAUUGGCUGCUGGUGGUACACUGGGGUGCUUGGAGGAUAUGGAUUUGGAUAUCACAGAGGGACUGGAGGAGGUCUUUCAUGUGGAGGAUUGGUCACGGUAUAUGUGGUCGCCGGAGACUGGGUUUGAACAUUUGGAUAUGGGGUACCCCCCAAUGACGCGAUGA